GUGAGGGGCAGACACAGAGGUUAGCGGGUUAGCACACACGAGCAGACUAUUAAAGCUAUUUUGAAAGUGACCCUGCAGUAAGACCCUCACUCACGCACACUCGAACACGCUCACACAGCUGCCGGGAACCAUGACAGAAGAUGACGGAUACGGUUGUCGUAGAGGGCCAAGUGAGACUUCGAGAAGGGAAAAAGUGGAAGAGCAGAUGGGUGAUUCUGCGGAAACCGUCGCCGGUAGCAGACUGUCUGUCUCUGCUGGUGUAUAAGGACCGUUCUGAGAGGAGUAAGGGUCAGCGGGAGAGGAGUCAGGCCACUCUGGGGGAUAUCUGUGGGCUGGAGGCUCUGCAGGGCUAUGAAGGAAUGAGCUACACUCUCACCGUCCUCUGCUUGUCCCAGUCCGUUACACUAGGCUUUGACAGCAGGGAAAACCUCCUGGCCUGGGACUCCCGCAUCCGCUACAGCCUGGGAGAGGUCCACAGAUUCAGUGUGAAUGUCCAGCCUGGCACCAAGCUAGAGAGCGGUCCAGCCAUACUCCACUUGUGCAAUAACCUGCUGGCUGUAGCCAGAGACAUCCCUCCAUCAGUUAUUGGCCAGUGGAGGCUGUCUGACCUAAGGCGAUACGGGGCAGUUCCCAAUGGAUUUGUCUUCGAGGGAGGGACACGCUGUGGUUAUUGGACUGGUGUCUUCUUUCUGGCCUGUACAGAGGGAGAACAGAUCAGCUUUCUGUUCGACUGUAUUGCUCGAGGCGUCUCUCCAAGCAGGGCACCGUUUGGAUUGCGGCCAAAUCUUCCAGACCCUGCUGCUAACCCGUGCUCUGUGGAGGAGAGGAUUAGUCAGGAGGCCAGUGAGCUGGAGAAGCGCCUCAGCCUGCUGUCUGUCAGCAGCCGCCACAGCAGCUCAGCAUCCCACUCCAGUUACAGCACUUCCCUGGCAGGAGAUGACCGCAGUAUAUCCAGCUCCUCCUCUGACACCAGCCGCUCAGACACCAGCAGUCGUCUGUCAGCCUGGCCCGACCCAGUCAGAUACCCCACCCCUUUAGAAUCCUCACCAAUGCUGUCAGGAACAACAGCACCAAAGCCUUUGAGUGCAUCUGUCAGUGCAUCCAGCGAUGAGCGUCUGUAUGGUGUAAUGAUGGGGGGACUCCGCCCUCCAUCCAAACCUCCACCACCCAGAGGGCUUCAGGAGACGGGGCGCCAGAGCUCAACCGACAGCGGCAUUGCCACAGCCAGUCACUCGUCAUAUUCCGGAAGCUUCUCAUCCUACACGGGCAGCUUGGACACUGGGCAGGGGGAGGCGGAUGAGUUUGGGUCCCUGUAUAGCCUCGUUUCAAACAUCCCAGUUCAGAGUGCGAGUGUGCAGUCUAAUACAAACCCCAACCUCAACACAGGCCAGAGACUUUUGCCACAAUUCCAGAACAUUUGUCCCGUUUCCCGGACACCAUCAAGAACAUCUUCUCUGGCACCAGAGAACAGGCCAGUGUGUGUUUGCCCUGUUUUCGGUGCAUCCCAAGAGCAGACCUCAGAGUACCAGGUGCCAGGUCACGUCCUGCCGCAAUAUGACACCCCCCGUAGGCUCAUCCAGCUCCACCCCUCAACUCAGGACACCGGGGCUCCACCUGCCCCAGACCGGAGGCCUGAGCCUGGGCUUUCAGGGCCUUCAGGAACUGCAGAAGCUGCUCCCAAACUGACUGCAUCAAUGAGAUUAAGUGGGAGUGGUGAAGGAAUAGCAGCCCCUGGAGGUUCCACCACACAGCGUCAUAUGAUCUGUCCCAUAUGUGGAGGAUUGAAGGUAAUGCCUUCUACACCUGCAGGAAUCUACCCCGUAUCUGCUCUACCUGACAAACCGAAGCAUGAGUUCAGCAGCAGUGCCAUGUCUGCAGGUGCUGAGGGCACAAGUAUGGACAUAACGGAGCACGUCUCAUCUCCGCAGGCAGAGGAGAAGAGCAGGUAUGAGCUGAUGAGUAGCUAUGGACAGCAGAAGUCAGCUUGGGAGACAGAGGGACGUGUAUCGGCAAUGCCUACAUUUCCCAUGAGCUCUCUGGGGCUUUUCAGACAAUCCUCUUUCUCUGAUCCGAAAGGCAAUUAUGUGUGCAUGGCAUUCAGCAUGGAGCCGUCCAGGAGAGCAGAGUUCAGUGCUAGAGAUGGGAGGUCAUUAGUCCUACCUGCUGAGGCUGGGUCCACAGUUACUGACCGGCUUCAGGGUGAUUCUGCCAAUUAUGUCAACAUCCCAGUUAGCCCCACAUCUAAAAGGCAGCUUCACUAUAUGGAGCUGGAUCUACAGGACAUACCAGAAACUGGGCACACUGUCAGAGGGACGUCCAGCACUAAAUAUGCCCACAUUGACAUCACUGCGACUGAAACAGCUCAAAGAGUCGGAGCCCAGCACGCUCAGGGCAGAGAGGAGAGACUGCAGGAGCUAGAGCAGAGGAGACGAGGAACACUUAACUGAACACACACCAGCACGACUAAGCCACGAAGAAACUCUCAUGACAUUCAUCACCACACAGUGCAUUACCUUUUUCUUUUUAAGCCUCUAGUUAAUGUUA
This is a messenger RNA of Colossoma macropomum (tambaqui), 2544 nucleotides long. It is a transcript of the gene dok7, whose product is annotated as docking protein 7. Gene Ontology annotation, biological process: neuromuscular junction development; positive regulation of protein tyrosine kinase activity. The transcript has 14 exons. Gene Ontology annotation, molecular function: protein kinase binding. Bases 141 to 2447 code for a protein of 768 amino acids. Lineage: Eukaryota; Metazoa; Chordata; Actinopteri; Characiformes; Serrasalmidae. The record is from RefSeq and is a predicted model, not a curated record.